CUGGGAGAGAGCAAAGGUGCUUGUUCUCUUCCAGAGCCUCCAACUUCCCUCGCCCUAGCUCUUUGGCACCGGGCCAGCAGAUGUGUACAGUUUGGGAGAGGGGGAAAGCCAGUACCCGGAGCUGUAGGAACAAACUGAGGGGCGAGCAGAGGCGAGUCCUGAAGAGAGAGCUAGGCGUGGGGUCGGGGAGGGAGACCCUCUUCCACCUAAUCCUCUCUCCAGGAAUCCCUGGCUGUGGGACAGGACAGCUGUUGGGUUGGGGGAGGCGCCCAGGCCGGGUGCAUGUCCUGGGCCACAAGCCAAGAGAACACGAUGUUCCCAAGUGCGCUGGCCGCCGCCCUCUCUGGCUGGCCGCCUCCCAAACCGCCGCUUUUCCAGCCUCGCUGCCCCACAUUCCCCCGCUGCCUCGCCCCGCCUCCUUCUUCCGCUUUGACGUCACCGCUGUCUCCCGCCCCCUCUUCUCCAUUGACGGCAACAGGGCCUUGUUACUGUGGGGAUGAUGAGGCAGGGCAACUGGGGCCUUGGGAGCAGGUGGGGGUGCUGGAGCGCAGUACCCUUUUCUCUAUGCUAAAGACAGAUAUGGAAGUGAAGGCAGGAGAGCAAGGACUGCCAGGGUGAUGGAAGAUCACACCUAAAUCCCUGAGAGGUGGAGAGAGCAAAAAACCAUGUUUCCAGGUCAGGUGCUGUCGUUCACGCCUAUAAUCCUAGCACUUUGGGAAGCCGAGGCAGGAGGAUCGCUUGAGUCCAGGAGUUGGAGACCACUCUGAGCGAGACGCAGUCUCUACAAAAGUUAGAAAAAUUAAUCGGGGAUGGUGGUGCAUGGUUCUAGUCCUAGGUGUUCGGGAGGCUGAGGGAGGAUCCCUUGAACUCAGGAGUUUGAAGGUGUACUGGGCUAUGAGGAAGCCACUGCAUUCUAGCCCUGGCAACAAAGUGAGACCCUGUCUCAAAAAAAUAAAUAAAAUGAACAUGUUUCCAGAGUAUAGGUGUCUGAAAAGGAGACACCUAUACAUACAGUACAUAAAUUGGGGUUGGGGGGUAGAAGGAAGUAAGACUGGGAAUAUGUUCUCGAAUCCUUUGUUUUCUGUUUUCCUGUUUCUGUUUUUUCUGGGUUAAUUUAUAAAUUCCUGUGACCCACCUUUUCCACAGAGGCCUACCCUUCACUCUUCCCAUUGUUUAGGUAUGCUUAGGCCACGUGACAGUGAGGGGCGUGCACCCACAGCAGAUUAUGUGAGCAGCUGCUUGGGGGCCUCUUCACUAGCCACCCACGUUUCCAGGAGUCCUGAGAGCCACUCAUCACAGUCCUGGAUGGGGGUGGGGUGGGGCUGUGUAACUGCAUUUCUUCUGGACCCAGACUGGCACUUUAUUCUCUCCAAUUAAGCCCCUUAUCUCUUUCUUGGACUUGAUGUUCUACUCUAACCUUCUUUAAAAGAAUUAUAAUUUCUAGCCCCUUCUCCACUGUUGAGGCUUUCCCCCCAACUCUCCUGCUUAUCCUCCUUAAAAUCAAAAUCAUGUUUAUUGAUCAAUAAACAUUGAUCAAGAUCUACCAUGUGCCAGAUUCUGUCUUGGGCACUGGAGAGUAUAGUGAAUGAGAUGAGAUUCUUCUGGGUCCCGGAUUUGGCUAUUUUCCAAGCAGUGGAAUGAAGCCCACCUUUGUUUGUUUAGGACCCCAAUUAGCGUCUGCUUUCUGCUAGCCCCUUUGGUCCUCACAGUUGGGCUUCCUGACUCUCACUUUGGGGGCAACCCUAACUUAGGUGGCUGCAUCCUCUGGAGAGAAGUACUCGCUAGUCACCAAGUAGGCUACCUGGAAACCUUUUCUCUGAUUGGCCAUAGAAGCAUCCGAUAUUGUUUCCCUUCAUAGCCCUACUGGCUCAGGCUGCCCCUUCCAUUGUCUGCAUCCUCUUUCCACCUACUCAUCCUCUAAUCAUACGUGGACCCUCAACUGUCCUCUUCCCAGGAUUUUCAAAGAGGAAGGCAUUAGGUAAAAGGGCCUCAUUAUGAAUGUUCACAAGGCUGAGAGGGCAGCCCAGAAAAUUUGGCCAAGUUAGGGACAGUUAUCUCAUCCAGCUUGAUCCAACUCCCAGGGUCUGCAUUCCUUUUCCCCACCUCUGGAAAGGCCAAGGUGCCAAAGGUGUUCUCUUCUGCAAGGCUGUUCAUUCCGAGAGUAGACAUCUCUUAAGCCCCUACAUAACCCAGGCAUUUUUUCUGAAGAGAGGCAGCUUAUCUCCCUUCCAUUAUUCGUUGUGCAAGGCGUCCUGCGCCCAUUGGCUGGGCGGUGUCUGGGGCCUUUCAGCUCAGCGCCAGCACCCUGGUCCACGUGCGCCAGUGUGUGUGACACAGCCCUGACCUCAGCGGGGGCUAGUAGCCAAUCAGGCACCGGGAAGAGAUCCCCAGCCAGUGAGGGGCGGGGCCUGCGGCUCCGCAGGCGGGAGGCCAAUGAGGGGGCAGUGCCUGGCAUUAUGCAACCCGCCUCCCGGCCCAGGCCCCGGCCGCGCAUAGAUUCCACUUGGCUGCGGGCUGGAGCGGCGGGCAGGCAGACGGAGGACGCUCGCAUGGCCAGGUAGUGGCUGUGAUCAAACUUCUCAAACCUCAGAGACUUAGAUCUCCCGCCUUACAAUCUCAGCCAGGCCUCUAGGCCCCCUCGUGCAUCUGUGGUGUCCUCUUCGCCUUCUGUUUUCCUGUCCUUCCCAUGGCCCAGACAUGAGCGGUCCCCUAGAAGGGGCUGAUGGGGGAGGGGACCCCAGGCCCGGAGAAUCUUUCUGUCCUGGAGGGGUCCCAUCCCCAGGACCCCCCCAGCACUGGCCUUGCCCGGGCCCCAGCCCAGCAGAUGACACUGAUGCCAACAGCAACGGCUCAAGUGGCAAUGAGUCUAAUGGGCACGAGUCCAGGGGUGCAUCUCAGCGGAGCUCACACAGUUCCUCCUCUGGCAAUGGCAAGGACUCAGCCUUGUUGGAGACCACGGAGAGCAGUAAGAGCACAAACUCUCAGAGCCCAUCCCCACCUAGCAGUUCCAUUGCCUACAGCCUCCUGAGUGCCAGCUCGGAGCAGGACAACCCAUCUACCAGUGGCUGCAGCAGUGAGCAGUCAGCUCGAGCAAGGACCCAGAAGGAACUCAUGACAGCACUUCGGGAGCUCAAGCUUCGAUUGCCGCCAGAGCAUCGGGGAAAGGGCCGCUCUGGAACACUGGCCACACUACAGUAUGCACUGGCCUGUGUCAAACAGGUGCAAGCCAACCAGGAAUACUACCAGCAGUGGAGUCUGGAGGAGGGUGAACCUUGUACCAUGGACAUGUCCACCUACACGCUGGAGGAGCUGGAGCACAUAACAUCUGAGUACACGCUUCGCAACCAGGAUACCUUCUCGGUGGCUGUCUCCUUCCUGACAGGCCGAAUUGUCUACAUUUCGGAGCAAGCAGGUAUCCUGCUGCGUUGCAAGCGGGAUGUGUUCCGGGGUGCCCGUUUCUCAGAGCUCCUGGCUCCGCAGGAUGUGGGCGUCUUCUAUGGUUCUACUGCUCCAUCUCGUCUGCCCACCUGGGGCACCGGAGCCUCAGCAGGUUCAGGCCUCAAGGACUUUACCCAGGAGAAGUCAGUCUUCUGCCGUAUCAGAGGAGGUCCUGACCGGGAUCCAGGUCCUCGGUACCAGCCAUUCCGCCUUACCCCAUACGUGACCAAGAUCCGGGUUUCAGAUGAGGCACCUGCGCAGCCAUGCUGCCUGCUAAUUGCAGAGCGAAUCCACUCGGGUUAUGAAGCUCCCCGGAUCCCCCCCGACAAGAGGAUCUUCACCACACGGCACACACCCAGCUGCCUCUUCCAGGAUGUGGAUGAAAGGGCUGCCCCAUUGUUGGGCUAUCUGCCCCAGGACCUUCUGGGGGCCCCAGUGCUCCUCUUCCUGCAUCCGGAGGACCGACCCCUCAUGUUGGCUAUCCACAAGAAGAUCCUGCAGCUGGCAGGCCAGCCCUUUGAUCACUCUCCUAUCCGCUUCUGUGCCCGUAAUGGGGAGUAUGUGACCAUGGACACCAGCUGGGCUGGCUUUGUACACCCCUGGAGCCGCAAGGUGGCCUUUGUGUUGGGUCGCCACAAAGUACGCACGGCACCCCUGAAUGAGGAUGUGUUCACUCCACUGGCCCCCAGCCCAGCUCCAUCCCUGGACACUGAUAUCCAGGAGCUGUCAGAGCAGAUCCACCGGCUGCUGUUACAGCCUGUGCACAGUUCCAGCCCCACAGGGCUCUGUGGAGUUGGCCCUGUGACGUCCCCAGGUCCUCUGCACAGCCCUGGCUCCUCCAGUGAUAGCAACGGGGGUGAUGCCGAGGGACCUGGGCCUCCUGCCCCGGUGACUUUCCAGCAGAUCUGCAAGGAUGUGCAUCUGGUGAAGCACCAGGGGCAACAACUCUUUAUUGAGUCUCGGGCCCGGCCCCCAUCCCGGCCCCACCUCCCUGCAACAGGCAUAUUCAAGGCCAAGGCUCUUCCCUUCCAGUCCUCAGACCCAGAGCCAGAAAUGGCUCCUGCUCUAAUCCAGGCCCCAUUAGCCUUGGCCCCUGAGGAGGCUGAGCGGAAAGAAGCCUCCAACUGCUCUUACCAGCAGAUCAACUGCCUGGACAGCAUCCUCAGAUACCUGGAGAGCUACAAUAUCCCCAGCAUGACCAAACGUAAAUGUGCCUCCUCCUCCUCCUACACGGCCUCCUCAGCCUCUGACGAUGACAAGCAGAGGACAGGUCCAGUCCCUGUGGGGACCAAGAAAGAUCCUUCGUCGACAAUGCUGUCUGGGGAGGGGGCCACUCCUCAGAAGGAGCCAGUGGUGGGAGGCACCCUGAGCCCGCUCACCCUGGCCAAUAAGGCGGAGAGCGUGGUGUCCGUCACCAGUCAGUGUAGCUUCAGCUCCACCAUCGUCCAUGUGGGAGACAAGAAGCCCCCGGAGUCGGACAUCAUCAUGAUGGAGGACCUGCCUGGCCUAGCCCCAGGCCUGGCCCCCAGCCGGGCCCCCAGCCCCACAGUAGCCCCUGACCCAGCCCCAGAUGCAUACCGUCCGGUGGGCCUGACCAAGGCCGUGCUGUCCCUGCACACACAGAAGGAAGAGCAAGCCUUCCUCAGUCGCUUCCGAGACCUUGGGAGGCUACGUGGACUCGACGGUUCUUCCACAGCCCCCUCAGCCCCUGGAGAGCGAGGCUGCCAUCAUGGCCCUGCACCCCCUGGCCGCCGACACCACUGCCGAUCCAAAGCCAAGCGCUCACGCCACCACCAGACCCCCCGCACCGAAGCUCCCUGCUAUGUCUCCCACCCAUCACCUGUGCCACCCUCUGCUGCCUGGCCCCCCCCACCAGCCACUACCCCCUUCCCAGCAGUGGUCCAACCAUACCCCUUCCCGGUAUUCUCCCCACGAGGAGGCCCCCAACCUCUUCCCCCUGCUCCCACUUCUGUGCCCCCUGCCACUUUCCCCACCCCACUGGUGACACCAAUGGUGGCCUUGGUACUCCCUAACUACCUGUUCCCUGCCCCAUCCAGCUAUCCCUAUGGUGCACCCCAGACCUCCAAUGAGGGGCCUUUCACCCCUGCUUCUCAGUCUCCUUCCCCAUCCCUGCCCCCUCUGCCCCCAAGCCCUCCCCACUGUCCGGACUCUCCACUGUUCAACUCAAGAUGCAGCUCCCCACUCCAGCUCAAUCUGCUGCAGCUCGAGGAGCCCCCCCGUGCUGAGGGGGGCACUGUUGCAGGGGGCCCUGGGAGCAAUGCUGGGCCCCCACCUCCCAGUGAGGAGGCUGCUGAGCCAGAGGCCAGACUGGUGGAGGUAACUGAGUCCUCCAAUCAGGACGCACUUUCUGGCUCCAGUGAUCUGCUAGAACUGCUGCUGCAAGAGGACUCUCGCUCUGGCACAGGCUCUGCAGCAUCAGGCUCCCUGGGCUCUGGCUUGGGGUCUGGGUCUGGUUCAGGCUCCCAUGAGGGGGGCAGCACCUCAGCCAGCAUCACUCGCAGCAGUCAGAGUAGCCACACAAGCAAGUACUUUGGCAGUGUUGACUCAUCUGAGGCUGAGGCUGCUCAGGCCAGGGCCGAGCCUGGGGACCAGGUCAUUAAGUAUGUGCUCCAGGAUCCCAUCUGGCUGCUCAUGGCCAAUGCUGACCAGCAUGUCAUGAUGACCUACCAGGUGCCCUCCAGGGACAUGACCUCUGUGCUGAAGCAGGACCGGGAGCGGCUCCGGGCCAUGCAGAAGCAGCAGCCUCGGUUUUCAGAGGACCAGCGGCGGGAGCUGGGUGCUGUGCACUCCUGGGUCCGGAAGGGCCAGCUGCCUCGGGCCCUUGAUGUUAUGGCCUGUGUGGAUUGCAGUAGCAGUGCCCAAGACCCUGGCCACCCUGAUGACCCACUCUUCUCAGAGCUGGAUGGACUGGGGCUGGAGCCUAUGGAAGAGGGUGGAGGCGAGGGGGGCAGUGGUGGUGGCAGUGGUGAGGGUGAGGGCCUGGAGGAUGCUCAAGCCCAAGUUGAGGCCAAGGUCUCAAGCUCUCAGGACUUGGCUAUGGAGGAGGAAGAACAAGGUGGGAACUUGCCUAGUCCAGCCUUACCUACCACAGAAAAUGGCACCACCUAGACUCCAUUUUGGGACCACCUUCAGGAAUCCAUGAGAGGUUUCUUCCUCCUAAGUUCCAAUUCUCAGAACUUGGAUGUGGCUAGACCAAUCAAUAGGAUAUUGUCUAGCUUCUCCCACCGAAGGGGGCCGGACCCCCAUCACCAGCCCAGGAUCCAGGGACUGCCUCUGGCUUCUUAGGGAACAGAGAGUGGAACUCCUUAGCCUAGCCCAGCUGGACCCUUGGUGAGGAGUCAUUCCCUCCCGUGGACAAGUUUGCUGACAAGCUGCUGAAGUGGUCCCUCCAAAUCCCAGCUGAGCCUGAGUCUGGCCCUGGAGGUUGGGGCUGCACUUAUUUAUUGGAGGAGCCAGCUCUCUCUCCCACCUCCUUCCCAUAUGGGAGGAGAGUCUGAGGCUCAAGCGCAACCCAGGGGUAUGAACCCCUAGCUGCUCUAGGGUGGGGGAGGUUGGUGGACCAUGGAGUCCCUGGUGCUGCCCCUCAGGUGGGACCCAGGCGUUCUCAGCUGCACCCUCUACCAAUGGCGUUUGUGUUUUUGAUACUGUAUCUGUUAUUACUUUUUUUAAUACAAAAAGAAAAAAAGCCUAGGACUUUGUGGAAUA
This is a messenger RNA of Nycticebus coucang (slow loris), 7164 nucleotides long. RefSeq names its product period circadian regulator 1 (gene PER1). Gene Ontology annotation, biological process: negative regulation of transcription by RNA polymerase II; circadian regulation of gene expression; entrainment of circadian clock by photoperiod. The record is from RefSeq and is a predicted model, not a curated record. Gene Ontology annotation, cellular component: cytoplasm; nucleus. Gene Ontology annotation, molecular function: transcription cis-regulatory region binding; transcription corepressor binding. The coding region runs from base 2698 to 6567 and encodes 1289 amino acids. NCBI's taxonomy places the organism in Eukaryota, Metazoa, Chordata, Mammalia, Primates, Lorisidae. The transcript has 23 exons.